AGGAGGAAACCCUAGCCUAUGCGGUCGGCUGGCUUAUAUGGUCUCUCCGUCGAUUCUGAUUGCUCUCUUUUCCGCGCGCAUUCUGUUGGCCUUCGCCUCUCGCAUCGGCGUCAGCCCGCAACCUUGAGUCUUUCACCAUGGGGCGUAUGCACAGUUCCGGGAAGGGUAUGUCCUCAUCGGCUUUGCCGUACAAGAGGAGCCCGCCAUCGUGGUUGAAGAUCACCACCGCCGAGGUUGAAGAGCAUAUCUGCAAGCUCGCCAAGAAGGGUCUGACCCCUUCUCAGAUUGGUGUGAUCCUGAGGGAUUCACACGGUAUUGCCCAGGUUAACAGCGUGACUGGAAGCAAGGUUCUCCGUAUUCUGAAGGGACAUGGUUUGGGUCCCGAGAUCCCCGAGGACUUGUACCACUUGAUCAAGAAGGCUGUCGCUGUGCGCAAGCACUUGGAGAGGAACCGCAAGGACAAGGACUCUAAGUUCCGAUUGAUUUUGAUCGAGAGCCGUGUCCACAGGCUAGCUCGCUACUACAAGCGCACCAAGAAGCUCCCCCCUACCUGGAAGUACGAAUCCGCCACUGCUAGCACUCUCGUCGCUUAAGUGGAGAGAAAUUCCAAGAUUUGGCAUUUGCAAUAGAUUUUGGAUAGAAAAUUUUCCGAAGCUGUACUCAGGGGGUUAUGUUUUCAUUGAAAUAGCAAAAUACGUUGAAGCUACUAUCUUGCAACUGGAAGUGGUUUUGUCUUCAAGGAGACGGCCAGCCUCAGUCUCGUUUUGUACUAAAAUGGUUACACUGAA
Molecule: messenger RNA, 788 nt
Organism: Physcomitrium patens
Lineage: Eukaryota; Viridiplantae; Streptophyta; Bryopsida; Funariales; Funariaceae
Product: small ribosomal subunit protein uS15
Biological process (GO): translation
Cellular component (GO): cytosolic small ribosomal subunit; ribosome; nucleolus
Molecular function (GO): structural constituent of ribosome; small ribosomal subunit rRNA binding
Source: RefSeq, a predicted model, not a curated record